Messenger RNA from Sphaeramia orbicularis (orbiculate cardinalfish), 3509 nucleotides. RefSeq names its product dual-specificity tyrosine-(Y)-phosphorylation regulated kinase 2 (gene dyrk2). The transcript is spliced from 7 exons. The record is from RefSeq and is a predicted model, not a curated record. Lineage: Eukaryota; Metazoa; Chordata; Actinopteri; Kurtiformes; Apogonidae. The coding region runs from base 103 to 1971 and encodes 622 amino acids. Gene Ontology annotation, molecular function: protein serine/threonine/tyrosine kinase activity; ATP binding; protein serine/threonine kinase activity. Gene Ontology annotation, cellular component: cytoplasm; cytoskeleton; nucleus. Gene Ontology annotation, biological process: peptidyl-threonine phosphorylation; peptidyl-serine phosphorylation.
AAGCUGCUCAUUUGUGAUUUUACCUGCUUUUAAAGCCGUUAUAACACCAUUAACCCGGUGCUCGGUGUCUGUGCUGUCUUUCCCGGUGUAUUUGUGGACUGUAUGUGUAAUGUUAGCUCAGGUAUUUGGUUUGUGUAUGUGUGUUUUCGGGUGUCCGACUGGUUGCUGGGUGAUUUUUGGCCUCCAGCUCAGCAGACAGAAAUAAAGCUUCGGUUCAGUUCAGUCAGAGGCAAAGUAGGCGAGGCGGUCUACUCUCCUGGUCACAGUGGCUCUCAGACGACAUCACCCAUAGCCCUGCCACCGCUUCGCAACAACAACCACAACCCACUGACGGGAGGCUCUAAAGCCACUAUGUCGGACACCGUCCAGCUGUCGUCACAGUCACAGUCUCACGUCACCCAACUUUAUGAGGAGAACACCAACAAACGUCCCGUCCUGACCUCUCAACCCAAUGGCCUGGCUCCAAUUAGCUCCACCCGGCCAGGCCUGCCGUUGCCAGACCGGCAGACCUCAGCCUCAGAGCCCCCUCACCACGGCCGCCAGGGCAGCGCCACCUCAAACAAGUCAACAGACAGCAAGCCAAAGCCUAUUGCCCUAUCAGCAGAACAGGCCAUGAAGCAGUUUAUGUCCAAAAUGUCAUCAUUCGAACACCAUGAGAUUUUCAGCUACUCUGAUGUGUAUUUUGUUGGUCCCAAUGCUAAGAAGAGGUCGGGAGUGAUGGGUGGAGCCAACAACGGUGGCUAUGAUGACGAUCAAGGAUCCUACAUCCACGUCCCUCAUGACCACAUUGCCUACCGUUACGAAGUCCUGAAGGUCAUUGGCAAGGGGAGCUUUGGACAGGUGGUGAAGGCCUUUGACCACAAGAUACAAACCCAUGUGGCUCUGAAAAUGGUCCGCAAUGAGAAGCGGUUCCACCGGCAGGCAGCGGAGGAGAUCCGCAUCCUGGAACACCUGAGGAAGCAGGACAAAGACUCAAGCAUGAAUGUCAUCCAUAUGCUGGAGAAUUUCACCUUUCGAAACCACAUCUGCAUGACCUUUGAGCUGCUAAGCAUGAACCUGUAUGAGCUCAUCAAGAAGAACAAGUUCCAGGGCUUCAGCCUCCCGCUGGUCAGGAAGUUUGCCCACUCCAUCCUGCAGUGUCUGGACUCACUGCACAAGAACCGCAUCAUCCAUUGCGACCUAAAGCCUGAGAACAUUUUACUCAAACAGCAGGGACGUAGUGGUAUCAAGGUCAUAGACUUUGGCUCCAGCUGUUAUGAACAUCAGAGAGUUUACACAUACAUCCAGUCCAGGUUCUACAGGGCACCGGAGGUCAUUCUGGGUUCUAGGUACGGUAUGCCCAUUGACAUGUGGUCCCUUGGUUGCAUUCUGGCUGAGCUACUGACUGGUUACCCGCUGCUGCCAGGUGAAGACGAAGCUGACCAGUUGGCCUGCAUCAUUGAACUACUGGGCAUGCCCAGUCAGAAGCUUCUGGAUGCCUCUAAACGAGCCAAGAACUUUGUUUCGUCCAAAGGCUACCCACGGUACUGCACUGUAACGACACUGCCUGAUGGCACGAUUGUGCUCAAUGGCGGUCGCUCACGGCGAGGGAAGGUACGGGGCCCACCGGCCAGUAAAGACUGGAGUGCCGCACUUAAGGGCUGUGAUGACGCACUGUUUCUGGACUUCCUGAAACAGUGUCUGGAGUGGGACCCAGUGCUCAGGAUGACGCCAAGCCAGGCAUUGCGCCACCCAUGGCUGAGAAGGAGACUCCCAAAGCCACCAACAGGAACCACCACAGGGGAAAAGACCUCAUCCUCCAAACGGGGAACCACUACCAGUGACGGAGCCAUCACCUCUAUCUCCAAACUUGCCACCACCUCCACAACAACUACAUCCUCCUCCUCCAAAACUAGAACUAACUUAGCAGCCAUUACAGACGCCAAUGGGAACAUCCAGCCACGGACGGUUCUACCUAAACUCGUCAGCUGAGAAUAAAUGCACCCCACUAGCUGUGGUGGAGGAAAAGAGUAAAGUUCAUGAACAGCGGUGAGGAAUCUGCUGUAACUGAAUAAGCCAGUUUUAAAGAGUGUUUGUGGGGUUUUUUUACACUGGUUUUCACAGCUUUGGGGUGCGUUCAGGACAAAUACAGGAAUAGAACCUUAGUGUUAGCAUGUUGAAAUGUGCAGAAUGGCCAGGCAGGGACAUAUUCCUGGAAUUACAUGGAAGGAAAUCUGAUAUACCUGAUAUCUGUUAAAUUGGGGUGCGUUCAGACUCCUCCAAUUCUCAUUCAUGUCUCAUUAAGACACCUUGUUUCACAACUUGAGCAGCAAACCAAGACAAGACUACAGAUGUUUGCUGAGCUGCUCAGACAAUCAAAACACACAACUCUGUAGCUCCAGACACACAAACAUGUUAUACCCGAAAAAACAUGGUGCUGACAGAGGGAACAAUGCUUUUUCUAUGUUUUUAGUAGUUAAGCAAACAAAUAGACACCAAAAACUACUUUUUAUAACCUUAAUUUUACAAAGUUAAACAUAUCUGACAGGCCACAGUAUGGUGCCCAUAAAAAUUUGUUGUUUUUUUAAAGAAAAAUCACAUAGGCUCCUACUCUUUUUAAUUCUAAGUCUGUAAUUUUCUGAUUCCAACUAGAAAGAAAUGCAACUUUUAAGUUGUUUUUCUUAUCACUGAGAAAUAACUUAAUGUGGUGUCUCUCCAUUUUGGGAGCUGAGGUGGGCAUUUGUUAUCAUUUUUAACUUUAACUAAGUUAUUAACCCAAAAACCCAUCUACCUGUUAGCUGGCUCACUAGCCAGCUUUUGCUCUUCAGUGUGUUGCUAGCCUGUGUUACCAUGCUAGCUUUGUGCCUGUCAGCUGGCUAACUGUUAACUGGUUAUUUCAGUACCACUGGUUAGGUGUUAGACAGCUGCUUGUUUGUUCUUAGCUGUCACUUUGCUACCUAUUUAUUGUUUAACUGGCUAGCAGUUAGCUUAGCAAUCGUCAGCUAGCCAUAGCUGGCUCACUAUUAGCCUUUUUGGCAGUCUGGUAGCUAGCCUUAGCCUUUUUUAGCCAUAGUCCGUUAGCUCUUCACUGCCCAGCCUUACAAAGCACAGAAUGAUUAAAUGAUGUUAACUUCUUGGAUUUAAAGUGUUUUACAUUUUCUGAACGUUAGCAAACAGCAUAGCGGUGUCAGAGAAUCAAAAGACCAGGAGAGAAGUAUGUUUGAACAUUUUUCCCCCUAUUUAAUUUACUUAUUCUGAUUUUUAGGAACAAAAGAUGUUCAGUUGUAAGAGCUGUAAAAAGAGAAAAGUACACUAAAGAUGGAUUUAUUUAAGAGCCCUAAAUCACAUUAAAAUCAAAGGGCUCUAACAUUCAAACCAACCAAAUACUUGGCAAUUAAAAAUGAAAGAAUGAAUGGCUGUAGCCUGUUGUUAAAUUAGUAUUACAAGUGAAAGUUUUAUGAUGCAGUAAAUUGGUUUGAUGACAAUUUAACUGUAACAUAUCAAAGGAUCAGAGCUAAAUCCAAUCGCCA